This is a messenger RNA of Trifolium pratense (red clover), 1429 nucleotides long. RefSeq names its product tetraspanin-8-like. Gene Ontology annotation, biological process: auxin-activated signaling pathway. The transcript is spliced from 2 exons. The record is from RefSeq and is a predicted model, not a curated record. Gene Ontology annotation, cellular component: plasma membrane; plasmodesma. The coding region runs from base 461 to 1261 and encodes 266 amino acids. Lineage: Eukaryota; Viridiplantae; Streptophyta; Magnoliopsida; Fabales; Fabaceae.
AACGAGAAACGAAGAAAAAGAUACGGAGCAGUUUAAAACAUUUUUUUUUAUAGUAUAUAGCGUGUAAAAUUAAUUCUUUUUUUUUUUUGUAUUACCGUGUGAAAUUAAUUUUUAAAAUAUACUGUAUUAAUCAAUUUUAAUUGUUUGAAUAUAAUAACUAUUAUUAAAUAUUUUUCCUUCAAAAAACUAUUAUUAAAUCUUUUAUUCCCUUAUUGUUAAUUGUUAAUUUUUCCGCGUUAAACUUACCUGUUCUCUCAAUAUUGAAACAAACGUAACGUAUACAAGUAACAAAUUUUAAUUAUUUUCUUUAUAAAUUUUCUCUAUAAAUAAUAAAUAAAACCCUAAAACUCUUUAUAUCUCUCUCUCUCUCUCCUCUGUUCUUCUUCUUCUCUGUACUUUUCUUCUUCUUUUCUUCUUCACAUUCUCUGAUUUUGAUACUUUCAAUUUCAUCAUCAUCAUCAUGAAGCUGAGCAACAACUUGAUCGGAAUUCUGAACUUUCUAACCCUACUUCUUUCAAUUCCAAUUUUAGUGAUGGGAGUAUGGUUACACAGACAAGCCAACACUGAAUGUGAAAGAUGGUUAGAAAAACCCAUUAUUGCCCUUGGUGUUUUUCUCUUAGUUGUUUCUCUAUUGGGUUUCAUUGGUGCUUGUUGUCGUGUUUCAUGGCUUCUUUGGUUCUAUCUUCUUUUCAUGUUCUUACUCAUUGUUCUUCUCUUUGUUUUCACCAUUUUCGCUUUUAUUGUUACUAACGAAGGUGCUGGUGAAAAACUAUCCAAUAAAGGGUAUAAAGAAUAUAGACUUGGUGAUUAUUCUCAUUGGUUGCAGAAAAGGGUUAAUGAUAAUGGAAAUUGGAAGAAGAUUAAGAGUUGUUUACAAUCUGGCAAAGUUUGCUCUUUAUAUCAUAACCAAUUUGUCAAUGAUACUGAUGAUAAAUUCUUUACUGAAAACUUGUCUGCUAUUCAGUCUGGAUGUUGUAAGCCUUCAAAUGACUGUGGUUUUACUUAUGUGAACCCAACAACCUGGACAAAGACUGGAAAUGUUACUUAUACCAACCCUGACUGCGAUGCUUGGGCGAACGAUCCAAACGUUCUGUGCUUCAAUUGCCAAUCUUGCAAGGCUGGCUUACUGCAAAACAUAAAGACUGAUUGGAAGAAGGCGGCUGUUGUCAAUAUCAUAUUCCUGAUUUUCCUGGUUAUUGUCUACUCCAUUGGUUGUUGUGCAUUCAGGAAUAACAGGAAUGACAAUUGGAAGAGAUAUUAGGUUCUUCAAUAUUGAAUGAUUUAGCCCAUAUGGUUUAUAUGCUCUUUUUCUUUUUGUUGGUUCUUUAUGGCUUUGAUGGAUUUCUUACUGUUUUCAGUACAGUUUUACUCUGUUGACAAUUUUAUAUUUUACAGUUUCAUAGUAUCAUAUAUCUUUACUUAGAUAUGA